AUUUUUUUCCCACCUACCUCCGCCUCCGCGCCUCCGCGCCUCCGACUCUAAUCAGGCAUUUCCGUACUCGCUACUGCUCGAUGGCUCCCCCGACCGAGCCCUUAAAUCUCGAUGUCGAGGCCAUCUCCGGGAUUUGUGGGUCCAUCUCCAUAGCUUGUUGGGUUGUCGUCUUUUCUCCCCAGAUCCUCGAGAAUUUUCGACGCGGCAAUGCCGACGGGCUUUCUCUCCAAUUCAUCAUCGUAUGGUUGGUGGGAGAUGUCUUCAACAUCCUCGGUGCCGUCAUGCAGGGCGUGCUUCCGACUAUGGUACGCAUCUGUCCUCGUUGUCUCUUUCGCUGCGCUCAUACCUCGAAUCCGUACUCGUCGUUUUCUUUCCAGUCCCUCGCUAACACGGGCUCGGCUUCAAUGCAGACCAUCCUGGCCAUCUACUAUACCAUCGCCGACAUCGUACUUCUCCUGCAAUGCUUCUACUACCGCGGCUUCACCUGGAAGGACGAGGUCGUCCGGCCCGCCCCCAAGCCUCGAUCCAAACGCGUCCAACCGAACGAGCGUACGACCCUUCUCGACCGCCCCGUGCUCCGCGAGCGCCGCGGCUCCAACUGGUCCCACCUCUCCCCCGCCGUGCCCCUGCUCGACGAGCCACCUGCCACGCCGCCGCCGCCGCCGACCACCGCGCAGACCCUCUUCUGGAACACAACCGCCAUCCUCAUGGUCUGCGCCGCCGGCGUCUUGGGCUGGUUCCUCAGCCGCUGCUACGGCCCCAGUGAGGGGGGCAAGCACGAGAAGGACGGCGAGCUUACGUUCGACCGCUUGGGCCAGAUCUUCGGCUGGCUGUGCGCCGUGCUAUACCUGGGCUCGCGCCUGCCUCAGCUGCUCCUCAAUUACCGCCGCAAGUCCACCGAGGGCGUCAGCAUGCUCUUCUUCCUCUUCGCCUGCCUCGGCAACAUGACCUACGUCAUGUCCAUCUUCGCCUACGAUCCCCAUUGCGAAAACCACGUCUGUGCUCCGGGCCGCAGCUACGGACGGUACAUCUUGGUCAACCUGUCGUGGCUGGCCGGCAGUAUGGGAACCCUGCUGCUCGACAUGGGCAUCUUUGUGCAGUAUUUCCUGUACAAGAAGGACGACGAGGACGAGGACGAGGACGAGAACGAGGAGAAUGUCGAAAACGGCGACGAGUACGAGGAAGAGGAGAAUGACACUGGGAGCAUCGAGCACCACCGGUGGGACCAAAGGCCACUGUUGGCGAGGGGAGAUUCGCACUACGGAUGAGCUUCGACUUGACAUUCUCGCAAAAGGUGGCAGCUGAUAUAAGCAUUAGCCGAGUGUUCGUUUCUUCGUUUCCCGUAUCUUUGUCUUUUUAUGGUUUUCUUUACGCUUCAUCGUUUCUUUCACAU
Sodiomyces alkalinus F11 is the source of this 1393-nucleotide messenger RNA. RefSeq names its product PQ-loop-domain-containing protein. Bases 81 to 1268 code for a protein of 395 amino acids. The record is from RefSeq and is a predicted model, not a curated record. Lineage: Eukaryota; Fungi; Ascomycota; Sordariomycetes; Glomerellales; Plectosphaerellaceae. The transcript has 2 exons. Gene Ontology annotation, biological process: basic amino acid transmembrane export from vacuole. Gene Ontology annotation, cellular component: fungal-type vacuole membrane.